AUGACAGGGAGUGUUCAGGCAUUGUAUGACUUCAGUGGUGAGCCAGGAUCAGCCGAGUUGACUAUUGUCGCAGGAGAGUUCCUCACGGUGACCAGGCAGGAUGUAGGCGAAGGAUGGUGGGAGGGAGUCAACGAUAAGGGCCAAACUGGACUCUUCCCUGCCGCAUAUGUAGAGGAAGUGAAGUCAAGUAACCCUCCAGCUAUGCCUCCUCCUCCACUGCCCGAGUCUUUUGCAGACAAUGAGUGGAACAACCAGCCCACUAAUGACAAUCAAAACUAUGAGGUGAUGGACUAUUGGGAUGACGAGUGGGAUGAUGACUCGGAGGGUGGUGGGGGACCCCCUCCAUUACCAAUGCCCCCCAUCAUCCCUGUCAAGUCAUCCAGUAUCGGAGAUGACAUGUCGUUAGGAAGAAGUGAUAGCAAAUCCACAAUGCCAAAAAAGAGUCUCAACAGAUUUUCUAUGUUUGUCAAAUCCGGAGGGGAGAAUUAUAUCAUGGGAACUCUGAAACUGAACGUUUCGGACGCGGACAAAGUCUACAUCGUGGAGAACGAUCAGGGGGGUGUGAUGUGGAACCCCCUGACACAGCCGUAUGUUGUAGCAGUCGCUUCGCAUAAAAAAGAAAGCAAAUUCAGAGGACUUAAGAGUUUCAUAGCUUACCAGCUAACACCUACCUUCAACAAUAUCCAAGUGUCCAGAAGAUACAAGCACUUUGACUGGUUACACGAGAGGUUAGAAGAGAAGUUCAGUUUGAUUCCCAUCCCACCACUGCCCGAGAAGCAGAUAUCAGGUCGAUACGAGAGACAGUUAAUCGAGCGCCGCAUGAACCAGCUGCAGGCGUUUGUUGACUUUGUAUGUCGACAUCCGGUUCUGUCCCAGUGUUCUGUGUGGGAACACUUUCUCACGUGUACGGACGAGAAAAAGUGGAAACCAGGCAAGAGGAAAGCCGAGAAGGACGAACUCGUUGGAGCCAACUACUUCUUGACAUUACAAGCCCCGGAUAAAGCCAUCAACAUCUACAACUUGGAGCAGGAGACAGAGAGCUGCUCCAGGUUUGUGCACAGCAUGGAUAUCGCAGUUAAGGUUCUGAUGGCUUGCUCACAAGAUCAGACCAAGAAACAUCAAGGCCUCUAUAAACGGGAGUACGAGAAAAUUGGGCUUUCAUUCUGUAAUCUCGCUCAAGCCUUUGGUUUGGAAGAAGCGUCAGGGUCAGACAACUCUGGGUUGUCCGAAUCUAUACGUUAUGUGGGAGACACUUACAACGAUAUCGGCAAACUUUUUGAUGAGCAACCCAAGCAUGAUUGGGGGCCCCUAGGUGACAUUCUGCACAUUUACAAGGGAAUUCUUGCAGCAUUCCCUGACAUUCUGACAGUCCAUAAGGACACCAUGGCGAAACGCAAGGACUGUGAGAGGCUAACGUUGGAUCACAAAAUGGAGACCAGUCAGCUACAGCAGGUGAUACAGCGUACAGACGUCGUGUCUUACGCUUUACUCGCCGAGAUCAACCACUUCCACGCAGAGAGAACCACCCAGAUUAGGAAAGCCAUGAAAAGCUUCCUGUGUGAACAGGUGGCUUUUUACCAAAAAAUUGCGGCAAAACUGCAGGACGCUUACUCACUGUUCGAAGACCAAUGAAAAAGCCUUUAUAUUGCCUUGUAACAAUAUUCCAUUUGUAAAAUGUAUUUAAGUAUAUAUAUGUAUAAGAUAUAUUUAUUUAUGUAUUGAAAAACUACCAUCAAGUGAUAAAUAAUGUACUAUGAACCUAAUAUACAAGUAUAACUGUACAUAUUGUAAAAUAUAAUUGAAUCAUAAAAAUCACAGCAUGUCAAUGCCAACUAUGAAAUAUAGUUUUGUAUCAGUUUACAACUCUUAGUCUAUUAAUCUUGCUAGUGUUUUACAUAAUAAUGUAUUUUAUGUAAUUUCCUAUAUAUUUGUAUUUUUUUUAAAUAAGUGUUGAAUACUUGUUAACUCCAUAUAAUACAUUAUUAUUCUGACGCUUGUUACCUUAAUUACUAAUUAUAUUUCAAUCUAUUCUACAUUUCCUGUUUGUUUAUGUCGUAAAUUAUCUAUGUGUAUUUCAUCAACAUAAUAUUUUUAUAUAUUACUUUGCUAUAUAUUGUAUAAUCUUUAUUUUUUUUAAAUAUUGUUGUAUUUUUGAAUCGGAAUGGUGCCUACAAACUAGUAGAAAAUUAAGAUAUUACUAAGAAAAUAAUGAAGUGAAUAGAAUAAAAAGAAAACUUGCAAAGUAUAAGUAACUAUCGUAGAAUUUGCACAUAAUUUUAAUUAUUUGGUACAAGAAUUAUUAGCUAAAAUCAUUGGUUAUUUUCCACUUGUGACUUGACCUAAAAUUUAAUGCAAAGAAAUUAUGAAAUUUUAAGAACCUGACGCUUUUGUACAAUAUUUUUAAUCACUCAGUUCUUAUUUACCGGUUUUAUUGACUAAUGUAAGAGUUUUCAAAUGUAGGUUUUGGAAGAAAUUACAAUACUUGUAGACUGUAGAGCAAAGUAUAGAAGAGGGCUUGCUGUUGUCUUAUUCACAUUUUUAUUCACUGGUAGUUUAUUCUGUUAUGUAUGUUCUUUUUUUCUAUUUAAACUGAAGAGUACAAAAACUAAGAAACGUGACUAGUGUUCAACAAAAGGUCUUGAAAUGCCUAUGCAGCUGUACAAGUUUACUAAUUUUCUUCGUAUAUUUGUUAGUAUUGUUGUUAUGUGUACUGUUAAUAUUUUGAGAUCAUUUUAAGGAAUUUCUGUGGGUAUUUUUAUUGUUUUGCCUUGUUCAGGAUCAAUGAUUUAUUAUUUAUGUCUGUGGUAACAUUUUCUGUAUAUUUUGAUUAAUUUGUACAAAGACAGAUAAUAUUAGAUAUACUUUGUAAGUAAUUGUUACAUUAGUUUCUAGGAAUAUUAUCCUUGUUUGUGUUUUAGCUCGAGAGUGUGUGCAGGAUGUGGGAGUUCAAGAACGCACGUUUCUCACUGACGUACUGAGGCUCGAUCGGACCUUUUUUUUGAGUCAAGGCUCACAUCCACUGUCACACACGUACACGUAUCUGGUCUCAGUACGACGUGUUUACUCGUGCUUCCACUUUUUGUACACGUCGAUACAAAAUGAUAUGUUUUAGGCUUGGGUUGGACUGGUCUGUUUAUUGGACCGGAUUAUACCCUGAAAAUAGGAAAACAAAAUAUUCUGUAUAUUUAGUUGGUUUUAUGUAUAUUUUGCAUGCAAGAAUACGUUGUAAAUUAAGGUUAAGAGCAUUUAAUGUAAUACCUUAUUUUUAUAUAUAUAUUUGAUUCCAGUGGAAUUUUGGUAAAAAAAAAAAAAAACAGAAAGUAAUAUUACCGUAGGUUCGGAUUAGUCUUUUCAUAAAAAAUGUGAUUUAUGCUAGUAGUUAUGUGUUUCAUAAGAAGUAACAUUUACAUUUGGUCUUUAAAUACAAGAAAUGUACUUUUUUCAAGGUUUUGUUUGAGACGCAAGAAUAUAGCAUUUACUCACUAGCAAAACAAAUGUUAAGCGAUUGUAAUAAUCGAAACUGUUUAUAUUUUUUGUAUUCUAGAGCAGUAUAAUUAAUCUUUUCAAGGAUAUGGUUAUUGCAGUGAACACUGUUCUUACAUAUCAUAUCCGCGUAUAGUAGAUAUUGGAAAGCCCGUUGUUGAGAAACCCAGAUCCCUCAUUUAUUUAAAUGAAAUAAAGUUAUUGCUGUUUAUACAAAUUUGAUGAACGUAAAAUGACGUUUGAGUAGUAUUUUGAUCUUCCGAUCAUAAAUCAGUUUGGUUAUUUAACAUAUAUGUGACAGAAACGGUAAAAUAAAAAAUAAUAUUGAUUGUGAUUUGUUCAUCCGGUGGACCCACUCCUCCAUUCUUUUAAAUGUUGACACACUUAAGGUUUGUAAAAAAAUUACAAAAUUUUUGAACAUUUUGAUAACCACUUACAGUCCAAAAAAAAGUUUUAGAUUCAAAAUCUUUAUCGUAAACAAUGUGGUCGGACAAACUGAAACUUUUUAAUCAACAGUUGUAAUGAUAAUAUGUAGUCAAUAAAUACACGGAAGCCUUAAACACUUAAGUCCCCAUUGUACUGUUAUUGUCACUUAAAACAGUUAUUGUCCAAGUGUUAUUUUUAUUGAAAGUGUUCAUUGUAAUUCCAUAAAAUGAUACGUUAUUGUUUUGUAAACCAAACGCUUUGUCAGACAAAGUAUAAUUCCUUUUAAAUUGUUUUAAAAUAAUUAAAUAUCUUUGUGAAACAUUAAUCAACGGAUGUAAACGUUGUGUUGAUGGGGAGGGGGGGGGGUUGCUGGAUUAAUGCCUGUUUGGGAUCUGCAGUGUGUUAGCAAAUUUGGUUCAGAUGGUAUUCAAAGAAGCAUAUUGACAAUCUUUAGUGUGUUACAGUGUUUGCUACAGAAAAUCUAUAAAAUGUUGUAAACAUUAAUAAGGAGCCUAUUUAAAAAUCAUUUUUAAAGCUAUACAGGGUUAGUUCAUCAAAGCUGGGUGAGAAACAGGGCAACUAAUGAGUAAACAUAACAAAAAUAACACUUUGGCACCAUUUUUAUCAGUUAGUUAAUCGAGUUACAGCGGUGUGCAUUCUGACUGGCAGUUGUACAUAAAUAAGAGUUAUGAUUUCAUAAUUAGGAACAAAAUGUAUUGUAUACUACGAGUAAGUACUCUGAAUGAAAUGGAAAAUAAAACGCCACGGUUGAAUUUGCAGUAGCUCAAGAAUGUUCUGUAUGUAGAUAAAAUAAAUUAGAAAUGAAUGAAGAAUAAGUAACUGAUAAAGUACAAUUUGCAAGUCUUAUUCCCUCGGAAUGGUACAAUUGUGGGUCUGCUGUAAUGUUCAGUGGUCGACUUGAAGCCUUGACUCCAAUACUUUUUAAAUUUUCGCCGCGAUUUCUUUUCUUUAGGUGAUCUUGGAGGGCCUUGGGAUCACUAUGCAUCUAUUGGAAGAUUAUCUCAUGGCAGGUUUCUGCAGGAGGACUAGCGCUGUAUCUUCCUUAUUUCGCUUUCGAACCUCCUUGUGGUUAUUUGGACCUCCAAGGCCUUCUGCUGUUUACGGUUACGGCUUCAUUCCAUGAGAAGUCAUUUUAGUCACCAUUUUUAAAGAGGUCGGGGAAUGACUUGGCCUACACAGAAUCACCCUAAGCUGUAAUACUUAUGUUCUUCUUUAACUUUAAGUUGUUUCCUUCAAUCUUCUUCUUUAAUUUUUUCUCUAAUUGUGAUAUCACAGUUUUUUGCUUUUAUUCUAGAUAAAACCCCAGUUUUCUCACACGUUUCCAUACACUUCUUACAAACCUAGAAAAAUACACAGUAGCAAUGUUGAGUACAGAGCCGCAACGUUACUCCUAUACGCUAUAGUCUCUUUUCUUUUUGCUUUUUUCUUUUGAGGCGUAAAGGAGAGGUGCUCUGAAGGUGGACGUGGAGUGGAAUCAGCCUCAUGGCAGAGGAGUUGCUCUGCUAUGUGGAUCAACAUCCGUGGAAUACGUCUCGUAAUUCUCUGCAGCCAAAUUUACGCCAAGUAGCACACUGAGGACAGUUAUCAUUCUGGGGUCAUUGAAUCUGUCACUCAGUGCGUUCAGAAUUGUCUGUAAUGAAUCAGCCUCAUGGCAGAGGAGUUGCUCUGCUAUGUGGAUCAACAUCCGUGGAAUACAUCUCGUAAUUCUCUGCAGCCAAAUUUACGCCAAGUAGCACACUGAGGACAGUUAUCAUUCUGGGGUCAUUGAAUCUGUCACUCAGUGCGUUCAGAAUUGUCUGUAAUGAAUCAGCCUCAUGGCAGAGGAGUUGCUCUGCUAUGUGGAUCAACAUCCGUGGAAUACAUCUCGUAAUUCUCUGCAGCCAAAUUUACGCCAAGUAGCACACUGAGGACAGUUAUCAUUCUGGGGUCAUUGAAUCUGUCACUCAGUGCAUUCAGAAUUGUCUGUAAUGAAUCACCCGAAUGUUUCAAACAUUCUGGAUCGGUCAGCAGGGCUAAUUAUUGCCCUCAGAUUGUCUUUUAGCUCAAUGAAAUCGAGCUUUUAAAAGCUGUAAUCAGUCCAUCGUAAGAGCUUCAACUUCUACUAGUCUCUCCUUCAUCGAAUUGCUCUUGGAAUUUCAUUUCAGUGUAUUUUUGUAAGCUUUCACAUACAUUUCUUGAUCUGUAACCUCCCAGUCGUGUUUCAGCUGGAUAGUUUUUUCUGUCUUUUACCGCUUUAUUGUGGGAACCGGCUUUAGUUUGGAUUCUAACCUCAAAAGCAGAUCGGUACAGCAGAAGUGUUUUGGACCCAUAUAACCCAGAGGUUUCUGAAUUAAAACCCUGCUCGACCACCUUACCGUAGAGGUUUACCUUUUAUGAGACGUUUUUCAGAUUUUAAUAAUUGAAAACAUGCCGAAUAUCUGACUGUACAUUUUUCCCUGUCACACCCGACUUCGAUUAACCGAUCCUGUAUAUCUUGAUAACCACUAUAAACGAGGUUCUUCGAUUAGUAUUUAUAACAUUUAAUGGAUUUAAUUUAAAAAGCAAAUAUCAGAUACCUGCAAGUGUACGGCACUCCCGGGCGGUAACAACUACUUUAAAAUAAUUUUACAGUUAAAGCCUUAUACUCUGCGCUGUAAAUAUUGAUCUUGCACCAAGAACCAAGAAAUGUAUCUUCGUAUUGAACUGAACCGCACGGGCUUUAGUUUUGCGUACUUAUACAUAAUUUUUAGUGAAACAUUUGAAUAUCCAUGACGGUUCAUAUUUCCCCGCUCUGUAAUCGGCUACACUGUCAACAGUACUAAUAAAAGUGGUUGUGUGCAUAAUGUAUAAAAUCUGUACUCAACUUUCAUACUCAAAUAAGGUACAAAGAAAGGGCAGUGAACCAUUCAGACCUAGUCAUUAGAUUUAUCUCGGAUAAUACGUUCAAAGGAACUCUUCACGUCUGUCUGUAAGUUGACAUAAAUUGCAUCACAUUAUUUCUAUAAUUGAAUAAUACUACUAUGUUUAUGUACUACUGAUACAUGCUAAUUGUGGGUUUAUUUGUACCUAGAAAAUACAAUGUAUGCUAAUGUGUUCCAUGUGAAUAAUCAGUUUGAAUAUUGUAUCAAAAGAAUCAAUUUACAAGCAAUAAAUAGAACAGUUAUGGAAUUGUAAGUGUAAUUGUGGAGUGUUUGUAAAAGAAGCAAUUGAAAACAUAUCCUGUCACUAGAUUUGACAAUAGAUAUAAUUAUUUAUUACAAUAUUCAUAAAGUAGUCACGAAAUAACAUUACUUGUGAAAUCACAAUAAAUUAAGUGAGUAAUAAGUAUAGUUUACCUAAAUUAUAAUAUUAUGUUGUUAAUUAUAUGUAGCUACAAUAUUUAUUAUCGAUCGCAAAGUAUUGUUUACUGCUUUUAUAUUAACGAGCUGUGGCUUCUGCCUAAAAUGCACAAAAAUCACAACAUCCUACACGUAAAACUCACAAACAGUGUAAAACACAAUCCUAUACUUUAUUUUAAAUACUGUGUUGGAAAAUAAACAAUCCCUGUGUCCGUCAAGUGUUCUCGGCUCUAGUUUACUGCGCUGUGCCAGCCGACUCAUUAUUCUAAACUAGACAGGCUCUUUAUAUAAGAUUUCAUCUAUUAUUUUAGUUAUAUGCUUUGUGUUCUGUGACCAAUAAAUUUCAAUUAUUUAUAAUA
Messenger RNA from Homalodisca vitripennis (glassy-winged sharpshooter), 7606 nucleotides. It is a transcript of the gene SH3PX1, whose product is annotated as sorting nexin lst-4. Gene Ontology annotation, cellular component: plasma membrane; cytoplasmic vesicle. The transcript is spliced from 11 exons. NCBI's taxonomy places the organism in Eukaryota, Metazoa, Arthropoda, Insecta, Hemiptera, Cicadellidae. The record is from RefSeq and is a predicted model, not a curated record. The coding region runs from base 1 to 1632 and encodes 543 amino acids. Gene Ontology annotation, molecular function: protein binding; phosphatidylinositol binding. Gene Ontology annotation, biological process: endocytosis; plasma membrane tubulation; endosomal transport.